Entelurus aequoreus (snake pipefish) is the source of this 1800-nucleotide messenger RNA. Its product is annotated as 1-phosphatidylinositol 4,5-bisphosphate phosphodiesterase zeta-1-like. Gene Ontology annotation, cellular component: nucleus. Gene Ontology annotation, biological process: intracellular signal transduction; lipid metabolic process; positive regulation of cytosolic calcium ion concentration involved in egg activation. The transcript is spliced from 12 exons. The coding region runs from base 84 to 1766 and encodes 560 amino acids. The record is from RefSeq and is a predicted model, not a curated record. NCBI's taxonomy places the organism in Eukaryota, Metazoa, Chordata, Actinopteri, Syngnathiformes, Syngnathidae. Gene Ontology annotation, molecular function: phosphatidylinositol-4,5-bisphosphate phospholipase C activity.
UAAACAGAGCUAAGUGAUACUAAUAAAGAUGUCCACAACACCUGUGCUUGUUCUCUCAAGCCAAGGGAAGAGUGAAGAUCACGAUGAGGAAAAGCAAGGCCCCGUCCACCAGGAGAGGAGAAAUCCAGAACCUCUUUCAAAGUUAUGCCUUGGGCCAGGCGGUCUUACCAGCCUGCUCCCUGCUCAGGUUCCUACACAAGGAGCAGUUGGAGGUGACUGCCAACGAGGGCACGGCGGAGAGUUUGAUCGAGAAAUAUGAAAUUGAGGAGACGGCUUCAGAAAGUCAGUGCAUGACCUUUGAAGGAUUCCUGCGCUACAUGGAGUCCAAAGACUGUUGUGUGUUUAACCAGGUCCACACAUCUGUGUACCAAGACAUGAACCAGCCGCUCGCCAGUUACUUCAUCUCCUCCUCGCACAACACCUACCUGACGGGAGACCAGCUCGUAGGCAAAAGCCACCUGGAUGCUUACGUCUGCGCGCUGAGGAAAGGCUGUCGAUGUCUGGAAAUAGACUGCUGGGAUGGACCGGGUAUGGAGCCUAUAGUCUACCAUGGGUACACUUUGACCACCAAGAUACUCUUCAAGGACGUCAUCACCACCGUGGACCAGCACGCCUUUGAGGUGUCUGUUUACCCGGUGAUCCUGUCUCUGGAGAACCAUUGUUCUAAAGAACAGCAGGAGGUCAUGGCCCUCUACCUCACUGGCAUACUGGGGGACAAACUGCUCAGUGUCCGCCUGGAUCACCCCACCACUGGAGACCUCCCAAGCCCAAAGGACCUAAAGUAUAAGAUCCUCAUUAAGAAUAAAAAGCUAAAGCCUCGUGCUAAGGUAGAGGGAGUGACAGGGACCGAGGAGAGUGGAGAUGAGGGCGAAGAGGAGGAGGAGGAGGAAGAGGAGGAGGAGGAAGAUGACGAUCUACAGAGCAGACUUAAGUUUUGGUCUCCCAGAAAGAUAGUCAAAAAGAAGAAGGUGGUGGUGGCGGACGCUCUGUCCGACCUCGUCACCUACACCGUGUCUGUCAAGUUCAUCAGCUUCAGCCAUUCCAAAGACAGUCAGAACUACUGUGAGAACACGUCCAUGGCGGAGAAAAAAGCCCGCAAGCUGGCCAAAGUUACAGGUAAAGACUUUGUUCAGCACAAUCAGAGGUUCCUCAGCAGGAUUUACCCAGCAGGCUCCAGGACGUCCUCCUCCAACUAUAACCCUCAGGAGUUUUGGAACGUCGGCUCGCAGCUCGUGGCACUCAAUUUCCAGUCCCUGGGGUUGCCAAUGGACCUUAAUGAUGGCCGUUUCCAGGACAACGGGGGCUGUGGGUAUGUCUUAAAGCCUGCAGUGCUCAUGUCCAGUCAGAGGAGCUUUGAUCCUGGCGGCAAUCAGCGCGGCGUGCAGCCAACACACCUGCUGCUCAAGGUGAUCAGUGGCUCCAACCUACCUGUUCCCAGGAGUGGCAAGGCUCUGGACCCUUUCGUCAGAGUGGAGAUUCACGGGGUCGCAUCAGACUGCAACAGAAAAACCACACACACUGUCAAAAACAACUCUCUGAACCCUUACUGGGACACCGACAUGAACUUCCGCCUCAGCAUCCCCGACCUGUGCCUGGUCCGCUUCUCCGUCCGAGACCAGACCGGUUUCCUGUCCAGCGACUUUGUGGGCCAGUACACGCUGCCAUUCUUCAGCAUGAAGAAAGGCUAUCGCUGGGUACCUCUACGGGCCCGAGACGGAUGCAGCCUGGAUCCAGCAUCUCUUUUUGUUUUUGUAUGGUACUCCUAAAAACAGCUCCGUAACACUUUGCCAACAGAGAGGC